GUUUACUGUCGCUUAGGGUCUCCCAGCCCCGUGGUGACGAAGGUCCAAUCAAACACACAGGCCGGAGCAGGGCGGGCUUGCAGCCCUGCGCAGCCCCGGGUCUAAGCGCACCUGAGCCACCUGUCGCCAUCUUGGGUCCUGUCCCGGUUCCCUCCCCGCUCACAAGUCCCGGGACGUGUCGCCGCGUGACACCUCCCCCCUCAGAACCACAGUGAGGACUCUGGGCGUCCGGAAUCUGGAAAUGGGGCUGGUGUCAUUUGAGGACGUAGCCGUGGACUUCACCUGGGAGGAGUGGCAGGGCCUGGAUGCUGCCCAGAGGACCCUCUACAAGGACGUGAUGCUGGAGAACUACAGCAGCCUGCUGUCCCUGGGACACUGUAUGAACAAACCUGAGUUGAUCUUCAAGUUGGAGCAAGGACUUGAGCCAUGGAAUGUGGCAGAAGCCUCAGACAGGAACCUCCCAGAUCUUCCUAUAUGGACUGUCCCAACUGUAACCAGCCAGGAAAACCAGAAUGUGCAUUUGUGGCAAGUUGGAACUAUCCAAACCAAGACAUCAAGUGAAAAGAUUGCCGAGCUACAGGAGCAACAGAAGACCCAUCAAGGGUCAAAAUCCCGUGAAGCAGAAGCAUGUAAGAAGAGAGUGUGCCAGAAAUCACAGUGUACUGGGGAUCCAGUAUCUCAUAUGUGUAAGAAAGCUCUCCAUUGGAAGUCAACUCUUGCUGAACGUCAGAGGCUUCAGAAAGGGGAGAUAAGCUAUGAGUGUGAGGAGUGCAGAAAAAUUUUCUUCCAGAACUCACAUGUUACAGUUUGUCAGAAAGUGCCUACACAUAGGAAGCUUUGUGAAUGUACAGAAUGCAGAAAGGCUUUCUUUUGCAACUCAGAACUCACCAGUCAUCAGAGAAUGCGUACAAGUGAGAAGGCCAAUGAAUGUGCAGACUGUGGGAAGGCUUUCUCCCACAAGUCGUAUCUCACUCAACAUCAGAAAAUUCACACAGGUAAGAAGCCUUUUGAGUGUUCAGAAUGUGGGAAAGCCUUCUAUACUAAGGGAAAACUUACUCUACAUCAGAUCAUUCAUACAGGUGAGAAGCCCUAUGAGUGUACAAGAUGUGGGAAAGCCUUCUCCCUCAAGUCAUACCUCAAUCAACAUCAGAAAAUUCACAUAGGCAAGAAGCCUUAUGAAUGUGCCGAAUGUGGGAAAGCCUUCUACCGGUUAACACACCUUACUGUGCAUCAGAGAACUCAUACAAAUGAGAAGCCCUAUGAGUGUACAAAAUGCCAGAAAUCUUUCUACUACCGGACACAGCUUACUCUACAUCAGCGAAUUCAUACAGGUGAGAAGCUUUUUAAGUGCAUGGAAUGUGGAAAAUCUUUCUACUGUAAGUCACAUCUAACUCGACAUCGGAGAAUUCACACUGAUGAGAAGAAGCCCUUUGAAUGUAUAGAAUGCGAGAAAUCCUUCUACUCCAAGUCACACCUCACUGAGCAUCAAAGGUCUCACCCAGGUGAGAAGCUCUAUGAAUGUAUGGAGUGUGGGAAAUCAUUCUAUCAGAAGGCAACACUCUUUCUACAUCAGAGGAAUCAUAUCGGCGAGAAGACGUAUGAGUGUGCAGACUGUGGGAAAGUUUUCUAUUGCAAGUCACACCUCACUCUACAUCAGGUAAUACAUACAGAUACAUGCCCAUAUGUGUGUACAGAAUGUGGAAAGUAUUUCUACUAUAAGUCACAACUCAUUGUGCAUGGACGAACUCACACAGGUGAUAAGCCCUAUAAAUGUGGAGAAUGUGGGAAAGCCUUCUCCCGUAAGCCAUACCUCACUCGACAUCAACGUACUCACACAGGUAGGAGCAAUCUGAAUGUAAAAAAUGUGGAAAAGCUUUCUACUGAAAGUCAAAGCUCAGUUAACACCAGGGAACACGAGCAUGUGGCAGGUAUUUUGAAGGAAAAGAAUGCAGGAUUCCUACUUCAAGUCACAAGUAGCAACAGUGGACACCUCCAAUGCGGAGCCCUGAGCAUGGAAUGAACGAGAGAACUUUAUACGGAAAGUCACGGUACAGAAUGAAUUUGAAUAAGAAUCCUGUGACUGCAAAGUGCAAAGUAUUUCAUGCAAGUCACAGUUCUGUGGCAUCAGAGAAUGCAAACAGCCCAGAAGCCCUAUGAAUGUAUGGACUGAAGUUAAGUUUCCUCUAAGUCCCCACUCAGGGCACAUUAGUGCUCACAUACAGACAAGAAGCCUUACAAACGUACAGUGAGGAAAUUCAUUCUCAAGUCACACGAGAGGCCACAUGGAUGAGAAUGUAAGGAGUAUUGGGAUUUUUUUAUUGUUUAUUGAAAUCUAAAACUCAGGGAUAAAUAUUAAAGAAUAAAUCUGAGAAAUGCACAGAGUGGCUGAGAAAUGAUCCUCCCUUUCUACUUCCUCAGUCUAAGCGCAUGCCACCCCUCGGCCCCACCCCUUCCUUCCCUGUCUGCUGCUUUCUCCUUUUAGUCCACCAGAGAGCUUGACAGCCCAUUCUCAGCUGAAUGUGGACUUCCCUCGAAACUGAAGUUGGCUCCGUUGGUGGUGGUCUUAGAGCAAUCAACACAGGCAAAUCUCCCGCAGCAAAGGAGCCCAGAAAAACUUAGUACAACUUAGUCCUCACCUGACAACAGAGAAUGCAGGCAAGUCAGAGGACUGAGAGAUAAAAGAAUGUAUGAGACUUAGAGUAAAUCAGUCCUUACUAAGCAUCAGUGGACACCUACAGGAUCGGGACAUCUGCCUGUGAGGAAUUCUGUAUGUGAGAAAAGCCAUACAUGUGAAAGCCUAGGAAUUUAAGGAAUGUAAGAGAAAAUUUUAUGAGAUAAUAGGAGCCAAGGUGUUCAUGACUCCUGCAGUGGGCAGGCAAGUCUCUCCAGAACCUCCCUUCCCCCACACCAGAUGGCAGCUGACAACCCACAGAUGAGAGACACUUUGACCCAGUCAGUGGCCCCUCCCACCCUCCGCAACACUCCUGCAGCCACCAUGGAGGAGCUGCUGCCACCACCACCACUGCCAAAACCUGAGCCCAAGUCUAGCCGUGCCCUACAGUAAGAACCUUAGAGAAGAGCCUCAGAGAGAAUGGCCGUAUCUUCAGUAAAUGUGUCCUGGCGCAUCUGUAAUUUCUUAUCAGAAUCUUUUAAAAAAUAUUUGAAGAUUGAUUCAAGAUGUGGUGGCCACUGACGCUGGUGGGACCACAGAGCAGUUUGUCGGUGGACCCUUGAUUCCUCUCUUGGGACCUGACCCACAGCAUGGAGCUGCCAUUGCUCCUGAGCUGCCCAAGGUCAGAGAGAUGUGCGGUGACUUGGAACACUAUCGGAUCCUGCCCCUGGACACCCUGCCCAGCUGAAAGAUCACUCUGACUGGGAAACAGCAGGCUAUCUGAGAUGAGUCUCAAUGAUAGUCCAGUAUUUAUGGUGCUUCAGAAACCAGAGAUCUUGAACCAGACCAAUGACUCAUUGCAAUAAGUGUUUGCAUGUAAAGCUGUUUGGACAGCAGUUUGCAAUGCCAUUUGAUGACUAAAGGUUCGGUGGGGAGGCAGGAAGGAUGAUGGAGUGGAGCGGCAUGUGAAGAGAGACAGAAGUAGAGACAUCGGGCACAGAUGUGGGCAUGCAACUGCAUAGGACAGGGGAGCAUGUCAUUGUCAAGUAGGGCCAGCAGGGUGGUGAGCAGCAGCCUGGAGUUCAUGCAGGCUCCACCCCUGAACAUGCUGCCCAGCCCCAGGAUCACCCUGGCUCUGAGCAAUGUCAGGAUGUGCAUGGAGAUUGGUUCACUUUCUGGAUUGGACCUUCUCAAAAAUCCUCCAUGGUCCAUGCUGCCACCAGAGGCCAUAAUGUUGCACGAAGUCUAUGUACUAUAGCUGUGACCAUGCUGGGGUCUGUGGUCUAGGCUGCUGCCAUAGGCUGUUAAUGCCUUAAACUGUGUUGCUACCAGAGACCAUAUGGAUAUCUGUGGUCCAUACUUCCACUGUGCAGGGCCAUGUUGAUGUUAGUGGUCUGUGUUCCUGCCAGAGUCCAUGUUGAUGUCUAUGGUUCAUGCUACCAUCAGAGGUUGUGUUGGCAUCCAUGGUCCGUGCUGCCUCUUGAGACCAUGCUGAUUUUCUUGGUCUGUACUACUGCUAGAGGACAAGUAGAUGUCUGGAAUGGGCUGCUGCCUGAGGCCAUGUUGAUGUUUGUGGUUGAUGUUACACCAGAUGUCAAUGGUCUGAGCUCUUGGUGGAGGUCAUGUUGAUGUCCAUGGUCUGCCCCACCACAGGGGACCAUGUUGCCACCAGAGACCAUGUUGAUGUUUAGUCCAUGUUGCUGCUGAGGGCCAUGUUGAUAUUUGUGAUCAGGGUUGCCACAGGAGACCUUGGUGAUACCUGUGAUUUCUGAUGCCGUUGGAGGCCAUGCUGAUGUCUGUGGUCUGUACUAUGGCCUGGGGGGCUGUGUUGAUGUAUGUGGUCUGUGCUGCCUCCAGGGACCACAUUGAGGCCCAUCUUCCAUUGUGCAGCCAGGGGCCAUAUGGAUGUACAUGGUCAGUGCCCAUGGAAACCAUGUUGAUGUCCAUGAUCUAUGCUGGGACCUAGUUGAUGUUUGUGGUCUACUGCCAUGGGAGGACAUAAUGAGGUCCAUGGUCUGUGAUGCUGCUGGAGAUAAUGUGGAUGUCUGUGGUCUGUACAGCCUUGGGAAACCAUGUAGAAGUCCAUGGUCUGGACUGCUGCUGGCUGUUGUGGGCAAGGAAGCAUCUGUUGGAGUGGUAUCAAUGACUCCAGACUCAUAAUUGAGAACAAGAGACGAUGAAGGUUUCUGCAACAGCCUUUACACACAUACACACACACACACAGAGAGAGAGAGAGAGAGAGAGAGAGAGAGAGAGAGAGAGAGAGAGAAGAAAGUCUAGACAGGAAGCUGUUGAGGAGAGUCCUGAAAAGUUGUGAUGAAGAUGCUAAAGUGUAGCUCUUCACAGUUGUUGACUUCUGCUGGGGUGAUGGGGAAGGACUCAGGCAUCUUUAAGGGGCUGACCCCUGGGAGUUUCACCAUGCUCUAAUGAGUAUGGGCAGCACAAAUUGUACUUGGUGUAUUUGGGGGGUAGGGCAUAAGGUGGGAGGUUGGACCUAGGAGGAAUGGGAAAUGAGUGUGAUCAGGAUGCAUUGUAUGAAAUUCCCAAAUAAUCAGUAAACAUAUUAUGUUGGAAAAAAACCCUAUUAUAAAAAACAGAAAAGAAUUUUAUGAAAUCUUAAUUAAUGUCUGUAUAUAUAUGUCAAUGAGCAAGUCUGUAAAUGUGAAAAAUAUAGAAAAGUUUUCCAAUGUAAUUUUGUGUCACUUUGCAUUUGAAAUCUUAUUCAUUUGAAGGACCACAUGAAAGUAAUGAACAUAAGAAAACUGAGAGAGUUGACAGGCCAUCCUUUACACUAGAAACCUCUUGCAAGUGAGAAACUGCAAGGAAAUAAUUAGCCACGUCGUGACAUGUGCUUUCAAUUGUUAAUCAAUUUAUGUCCUGGUGCUACAGCUUUAUUGAGAUACAAGUGUUGAAGGCUGGUCUCAGCAAGACAGCAAAUUCCAUAUCAAUGAAACAUUGAGUCUGGGUGUAGUAGCACAUGCCUUAAAUCCAGCAGAGAUGGGCAAUUGUGAGUUUGAGGCCUCCAUAGUCUACACCAUGAGUUCCAGGCUGGCCAGGACUAGGUGGUGAGACUCUGCCUAUAAAAAGACUGAUCAGCCAAACAUUCAUGCCUGUGCAUCCCCUUGUCACAUUUUAAGCCAUACAAGCUGGGGAAAUGAGAACGUGAAGAGUGCCAAAGUUGUCUUCAUUGAACUUGGAAGAUCCUACUGGCACCAGAAAUUUGACAAAGGUGAGAAAAGCAAUGAAGGAAAAUACAAAUCCAGAGUUCACCUGGCUUUAUUAUCAAACGUUUAUCAUGAAAUCUACAAAUGUAAGGAUUAUGUUAUUAGAAAAAGAUUUUAGCUUCACUCACAUCAUUGGACAUCAAAUUGCUUACAAAAAUUCGGGCUGUUGGUUAAUCUCAGUUGUCAACUUGAUCAGCUCUAGAAUAACCUAUAUGAUGAUCUUCCAGGCAAACCUGUGGGGGAAUAUUUUUGUUAUAUUAAUUAUGGUGGGAAUGCAUACCCAGCAUAGAUGGUGCCUUGCCCUGGGCUAGAAUUCAGGGAUGCAUACAGAGAAGAAAACUGAUCAAGGCAAUCGUUGUUCUUUGCUUCUGACUCUGGAUACAGUGUUACAAGCUGCUUCAAGCUCUCAUUGUCUUGACUUCCUCUUGUGGUUUGAAUCAGGAGUUUCCCCCAUGGGAUAAUGUAUUUGAACACUUAGAUGGUGGUGCUGUUUCAUGUUACAGAGUCUGUUGGAGGAUGUAUGUCACUGGUGGUGGGCCACGAGAGUUUAUGGUCUCACCCCACCUUCAGUUCUCACUCUGCCUUGUGUAUGCAGUUGAGAUGUGAUCUUCAGAUUCCUGCUUUUGGUGCUAUGCCUUUCCACCAGUAUGAAAAUCUGUCCUCUAGAAUUAUAAGCCAAAAUAAACUCUUCCUUAAGUUUCCUUUGGUCAUGGUAUUUUAUCACUGUAACUGAAAAGUAACUAAUAUAGAAGUUGGAGCCAAGAAGUGAGAUUGUUGCUGCAAAGAACCUGAAAAUGUUGUUUAUUUGGAGGAAUGUGGAAGACUCUAAGAUGGAGCUAGGGAAGCAUGUGCCUAUUGUAAGCAGACAUUAACAGACUGUUCUAGUAGGAGUCAGGAAGAAAAGAGUGCUGAGAGUAGAGGCCUGCCCGGAUCGUGAGGUUUCAGAGGGAAAUUAGACUGUUAGCACUGGACUAGAGUCCAUUUAUGUCCUGCUUUGGCACAGAAUCUGCUGCCUUCCGCCUGCGCCCUGAGAAGUUGCCUGCAGCGAAAUUAAACAAGUAACAGAUUCAUUUCUUUGCUGUAGGAAAUUUCAAGACUACAUACCAUUGAAUCUGUAGUAUGGUUACUACUGAUAAUUCUUAUGUAGGUCUUCAUCAUAAAAGAAACAAAAAUUAGUUUGGAGAGCAGAGGAGCACUAAGAAGCUCAAUGUUACAGCCAGGGCACGUGGUGAAAGAAAGGCUGUAAUUGUUAGGAAUAUUAGUGCUGUUAUUGGGGAGAGCUCUUGUGCUCUGCACUAGAACAACUGGAUGAGUACCAUCCGGACAAGACACUACCCAGCUAAGCUUUGAACGUGUGGGAAAAGUAGAGCUGGGAAGUGUCCUGCUGCUAGAAAACAACAGCACACCAAUGCUAAUGCUAACUGUGUUCUAAGGGAGCAAGUGCUGGUCCCAAGUGGCACUGUUAUCCUCACAGUUCUGGCCUUAGAAGAAUGAAAGAUUGCCGGGAGGCAGAGCCAGGCGGAUCUCUGUGAGUUCGAGGCCAGUCUGGGCUACCGAGUGAGUUCCAGGAGAGGCGCAAAGCUACACAGAGAAACCCUGUCUCGAAAAACCAAAAA
Messenger RNA from Peromyscus californicus insignis, 7451 nucleotides. RefSeq names its product zinc finger protein 25-like. Gene Ontology annotation, molecular function: DNA-binding transcription activator activity, RNA polymerase II-specific; RNA polymerase II cis-regulatory region sequence-specific DNA binding. The transcript has 5 exons. Gene Ontology annotation, biological process: regulation of transcription by RNA polymerase II. Gene Ontology annotation, cellular component: nucleus. NCBI's taxonomy places the organism in Eukaryota, Metazoa, Chordata, Mammalia, Rodentia, Cricetidae. The record is from RefSeq and is a predicted model, not a curated record. Bases 242 to 2020 code for a protein of 592 amino acids.